This is a messenger RNA of Ahaetulla prasina, 3223 nucleotides long. RefSeq names its product potassium voltage-gated channel subfamily E regulatory subunit 5 (gene KCNE5). Gene Ontology annotation, cellular component: membrane. Gene Ontology annotation, molecular function: transmembrane transporter binding; delayed rectifier potassium channel activity; voltage-gated potassium channel activity involved in ventricular cardiac muscle cell action potential repolarization. The coding region runs from base 1 to 837 and encodes 278 amino acids. The transcript has 2 exons. Gene Ontology annotation, biological process: negative regulation of delayed rectifier potassium channel activity; potassium ion export across plasma membrane; ventricular cardiac muscle cell action potential. The record is from RefSeq and is a predicted model, not a curated record. Lineage: Eukaryota; Metazoa; Chordata; Lepidosauria; Squamata; Colubridae.
AUGGGCUCAGCCACCAGUCCACCCUUGGAAGACCUGAUGAUUGCUGUCUGUCCCCUUCCACAGGACUCCAAGCGCCACGUGAAAUGGCUCCGGGACAAGCCCAGCAGCUGCUCCCAAACCAGGAGAAACCACAACUGCAGCGCCGCUUCAGGCUCCACCGAGACCCCCGCCCAGGACAGGCAAAGGCCAGAUGGCUUCUCCGCCCUCCCCCGCCCCAGCUUUUCUUCCAAGUCCUCGGGGGAGGGGGCAGAAUCCCUCUUUAAGCAGCUCAGGUUUCAGGAUUGCCCGUUAAGGAACAAAGGCGCCUCCGGGAGGCGGAGAAACUGCGGCACGACCCCCCCCCCGCCUCCAAACCCGGGGAUAGGAGGGGGCGCGUCCCCGGCCCCUUGCAAGCCGGCAAGCGCAGCAUCUGCAGCCUUUGUCUCUGCCCGGCGCCCGGCAGGUCAGACGGAGGAAGCCCCGGGCGCUGCUGGAGCCAUGCAAGAGCCGGAGGCGAACUGCAGCGAGAGCCGGCGGCUGCAGCGUCUUCUGGGCCGCCUGUGGCAGGAGUUGCGCGGCGGGGGUCCCGGCCCCAGCGCUUCUUCCAGCCCCGCCGCGCGGCCCCCGGGCGAGGACGACGCCUACCUGUACAUCCUGCUGAUCAUGAUCUUCUACGGUUGUCUGGCCGGCGGGCUGAUCCUGGCUUACACGCGCUCGCGCAAACUGGAGUCCAAGCACGACCCCUACCAUCUCUACAUCGAGCGCGACUGGGCGGCGGGCGGGGGCGGCCCGGCGGGGAAGGGGGUCCCCGCCAGCCCGGGCGAGCGCAGCAGCAGCGGAGAGAGCGAGCCCCUGUGAGAGGGGGUGGGGGAGGCAGCGAGUCAGACCCCCGACUCCUUGCGGUGGUGGGGAGGGGGCUUCAGGGUUCAACAGGACUCCCACUGGCUUUCCAAGCCUCCCCCAGGAAUUGCAACGGCCCGAAGCGGAGAAGCAGCAUUAGAAAGACUGUAAAGAAGGCAAACAGGUCGUGGUCCACCCCACAAAUCAUGGGUGCCUUGGAAAGAAGAAGAAAAAAAAAAACCCAGAUUCUGACAGCUUCGAACCCAACCUGAUUACUUCAUCUGGCUCUGCUCUGCAAAAUAGGUGAGUUCUCCAGCCAGCCCUGCUCAUCCGUCUGGUUCCCGUUUUUAAGGGGGCUUGACUGCCAAAUGUCUUCUCCAGUGGAUUUUGGCUAAGAAGAAAACACAGUGUGAAAGUCAGUGACUGAUGCAAUGGCUUCAUCCCUCCUGGCAGCUGCCAGGGCCGGAUUUUGUCAAAGGAGGCCGAAAGAGACCACAGCUGCAUCCAGAGACUGGGUGAAAAUUCAGAGGUUUGAUGCCACCUUGCAAGAGAGCCAGAACAUUACAGUUCCAAAGGGCGCCAUUGUUUGUCUGCUUUCACAAUCACAAAUCAAUGCGUCUCUUUCAUAGAAUGCAGGUCCGCAUCUGUUUAAGGCAAGAGUGGACCAGCUCCAGUGUGGAGGAUUUCAGAAGGCUGUGAUGCUGGAUUUCAGAAAACUCAAGCACACAGAUGCUCCCAAAUAAUCAGAAAAGGACAUUAUCAAGAUCUCAGGAUAAGACUGAAGCAGGAUUGUUAUAGCAUGGCGUAAGAGCUGCCUCAAGCCUCAUCAAAGAUUCCUAUAAUGGAUUCAGUUGGCUUCUCAUUGUUAAAGUUUUUAGAGGAAAAAUUUAGGUAUGGGAGGACAAACACAGGUAUGAGAAGAUGGAAGGAUCUGUUUGAAAAGUAGGGCUGAUCCAAAGCCGAACCUUUAGGAUUUUGUGUCAUUGGCAGUAUCGUACUUAUGCUUCAAACCCAUAUUCCCCAACCUGAGUGGUGGCUAUCUGGGGCACAAGGAUCCCAGCAGAUACAUCUAGGGCAGUGGCCCCCAACCUUUUGGGCACCAGGACCUGGUUCUGUGGAGAGGUUUUUCCUCAGAUCAGAAGGGGUCUGGUUUUACAUACUGCCUGCAUCCUAUAGAUGGAGCUUCGCUUGCUUGCACAGCCCAGUUUCUGGCAUGCCAUGGACCAGUGCCGAGAUCCAGAGACUGGAGGUUGUAGACCCCUGGUCUAGGGCACUGGGGAAGGAUAGAGAAUUGACCUAAAGAAAUUGCUGGCACCUAGUCCUUUUCUCUGCGCGAUUUAAAGUGAUGGGAGUUAGUUGCCAAUUGCUUCACUGCCAGGUCUCAGGUCAAAUCACGGGCCAUUGGGGAAGGAGAUCUUUUCAUCUCUGGAUCUUCUCUUUUGGAAUUGGCUAGUUAAGAGAUUCAUUUAGUGUCCAUAUUAUGAGCUUUGCUGGCUGAGGAACUCUGGGAGUUGAAGUCCACAAGUCUUAAAAGAGCCAAGUUUGCAGACCUCUGCCCUAGUGUAUUUCCAAUCCAUUUUGCAGAAUUGUUUGGAUGAAUUUAUUAGUCUCACACAUAAAGGGGACCCCCUCCAACAUAUCAGAAUUUCAGAUAAUCAGAGAGAACCAAAUUCAUUUGACUUUGGCUUUGACACCAAUUGAGUUGCAAUUAAACUUUCAUUGUUUCCCCCCUAAUACUAUAUUUGCCUUAGUGGAAAAUAAAAUCCACAGAGAAAAAGAAGGAUAGAGUGAGUGGGCUGUCACAUCUCAUCUUAACAUUCUGUCCUCAAUCAUUCAUAAAGGGGUCCGGCGUACUGGAAUGGGCCAACUCGCUGUGGGACAAUCCAGAUUAUUUAAAAUAAUUAAAACAUUAUUUUACUUAUCAUUCACUUUACGUUUUGUCCCUUCUUUUGCAUCCUUUCUUUAAUUAUUCUAUCCCACAAUUUCUUCAAUAUUAGUGUAAAUCUUGUUCCAUGGUAAGUUGGUCAUGGCAAAUUGUCCCGCAGUGAGUUGGCCACAGCGGGUUGUCCCAGACCCCCUGCCCACUUCUGGUUUUGGUGAUAGUGAUGCUGAUUUUCUUCUUGGUUAUUUUGCAGCCAGCAUUUUUUUUUAAAAUUUUUUUUCAGAUGAUCAUCAAAUCCUAUAAGCAGUAUUUCAUUGGAGAGGCAAUUUCCGUAAUGAACCAAUUUUAAUCAAAUAGACAGAAAUCUUUUAAUUGAGCAAAGGUGUUGUCUUUGGUCUAAAAUGAAAUGAUAAAUGCUAUGACUUUGUUAACUGGGAAGUAGAGCUAAUGAAAACAAUUUCCAUCUUUUAAUGAUUUUUGAGAGGUAGAUUUCCAGUUCAAAUAAAAUAACAUUUACAUGAA